Molecule: messenger RNA, 3840 nt
Organism: Phalaenopsis equestris
Lineage: Eukaryota; Viridiplantae; Streptophyta; Magnoliopsida; Asparagales; Orchidaceae
Product: pentatricopeptide repeat-containing protein At2g26790, mitochondrial-like
Exons: 3
Coding region: 292-2808 (838 amino acids)
Molecular function (GO): protein binding
Source: RefSeq, a predicted model, not a curated record
AUUAAGGUAGCUGGGCUUUUGCUAGGGUUUUAGGGGCGUUGCAAGAUUAUGGUUGCUGGCUACGACUGUCGAUCUGCUACAUCCCAUUUCUCCCCAAUCAAACAGGUCCACUACUCUCUACUCCCCUUCAUCUCCCUCUCCAUGGCCACAACACUCUACUGAUACUUUCCUAGCGAUUGGCUUCUUUGUACCUCUAGCUUAUUUGCCGGUUGUCUGGUUCAACUUCUUUUCGAAUGUAAAUGUCAUCUUUUGUGUACCCUUUAUGGGAAGCUAGCUAAAGCUCGAUAUUUUAUGCUUCAUCUAAUGCUUUCCUGCCGAAAGUUCAAUCCUUCAUUUAAUCAUCGUUGCGGAUUCCUCAAAUCCGCGCCUUUCUCCCGCGAUGUGAGGAUGAAACCUUCUUUAUCAUCAACAGCUCCGUCUUGUCCAAAAUCGUUUUCCGUUUCCUCUGCCUCUUCGGUUGUAUUGAUCGAGUCUAAUGAUUCCUCUCCAAGCGCUUCUCUUGCCUUCCACACUUCUCUUCUUGUCGCUCAGACCCUCGCAAAUCUGAGACGAAAUCCAGACGUCGCUCUUGCAAUUUUCAGAGGCUUUGAGAACCAUGGAUUUCGGCACGGCCUUUUCACUUGCUCCGUUAUUGUUCGCAUACUUUCCAAUUCAGGUCAGAGAAAGAAGCUUGUUUCUUUCUUCUCUGAAAUCAUUUUAACCAAGGGAAAUUUUAGUUUUGAGCUUCCAGCUCUCUUUUACGUUCUUUCUAAGGUCCCAUCUUGUUCUAACUCGUUGCUGCUAGUGUUCGAUUCACUAAUGAAAGCAUAUGCAUCUUGCCAGAGAGGCCAGGAUGCCAUGCAGUGCUUCCUCGAGCUGACUAGAGCUGGGUUCAUCCCAUCUCUUAAAACUAGCAAUUUUCUGUUGAAUUUUCUCGCUGAGAGCAGUGAUUUUGAGCUGGUGAUUGCUACUUAUCGCUGCAUGAUGAGUUAUGCGAUUCAACCAGAUGUUCAUACUUUUACAAUUUUGAUUAAGGCUUCAUUCCGCUGGGGUGAGUUGGAGAAGGUGAGUAAUUUCAUGGAGGAAAUGUCACAAGCUGGAGUUGCACCAGACCUGCUUGCUUAUACCACAUUUAUUGCUGGGUUGUGUGCAUGCGGGAAACCAGAUUUAGCUAUUGAGUUUCUUAAAAUGGUAGCAAGUCAGGGAGUUAGUUGCCUAGCUUAUAACAAGGUGAUUAGAGAGUUCUGUAAACAGAUGAAACUGGAAGAAGCUGAAAAAGUUUUUGAGGAUAUGACAAAACAAGAUGUGUUACCAGAUACAUUUAGCUACAACUGUCUCAUUAAGGUUCUCUGUGAAACCGGGAAGCUUUUAAGAGCUGCACGUCUUGUAGAGGAGAUGGAAUCAAAGGGUAUUGUUCAUGAUCGUUUCACUGCCACUUUUCUUGUCCAGGGUAACUGCAAGCUUGGCUUAUACCAUGACGCCUUACAGUAUUUCAAUAAAUUUAAGGACUCUGGGAUUUUCCUUGACGGAGUUGCCUAUAAUAUUGCAAUAGAUGCUUGGUGCAAGCUAGGGGAAAUGGAAUGUGCUAUGGAUUUAUUUCAAGAAAUGUUGGACCGGGGUUUAUUUCCAGAUAAAAUCCAUUUCACUACUCUGAUUUGUGGGUAUUGCUGCAAUGGAGAAUUGAAUUCUGCUCAGAGGUUGCUCAUGCAGAUGCUGAAUGCUAAUGUGGAACCUGAUCUUAUGACUUACAAUGUGCUUGCUAAAGGCUUAUGUGAAAAUGGCUCUGUUAAUCAGGAAGCUGCUGACCUUUUGGAUUUAAUGUGGGAAAGAGGAGUACAGCCUGAUGCUACUACGUAUGGCAUAUUCAUCAUAGGUCUUUGCAGAGGAGGGAAUUUAGAGGAGGCAGAAAUUUUGUUCAAGGAUUUAGAAGGAAGGGGUACUGCUCAAGAUACACCUCUCUUCAGUGCAAUGGUUUCUGGUUACCUCGAACAAGGUUACAUAGAAAGGGCUUAUGAGCUUUUUAUCAGGUUGCUAGGGCAAGGGAAUCUGGUGGAUGAGAUCACUUGUUCUAAACUUAUAAGAGAGCUUUGUACAGAGAGGAAUGUUGAAAGAGCUUCUACAGCACUAGAACAUAUGCUCAAGACAAAGAUAACUCCAAACAUUAUAUCAUACACUAAUCUUAUUGAAGCUUAUUGUCACAUUGGAGGCAUGGAGAAUGCACGAAUUUUGUUUGAUAAAUGGAUUUCACAUGGUCUCUCCCCUGAUGUCAUUUUGUAUACCACUCUCAUGAAUGGUUAUUGCAAGGUUCAUCUACUGCAGGAAGCUUGCAAUCUGUUUUCUGAGAUGAAGGUAAAAGGAAUUAAACCUGAUGUUAAAGCUUUAACUGUUAUUUUGAAUGGAUAUCUAAAAGAAUAUUUAACUGAAUGUUGCCUGAGCCAAAACCAAGAAAUGGGAAACUUAGAAAUCAAAGCCAAGUUUUCCUCUUUGGCAUAUGGUAUAUUCAAAUAUAUGAAGGCAAUGGAGAUAAAUGCAGAUAAAGUUCUGUAUACAGUUGUAAUCGGUGGUCAUUGCAAGAUGCAUGAUCUUCAAGAAGCUUGUAAGUAUUUUGAUGAGAUGAAGGAAAGGGGUCUUGCACCUGAUGCCUUUACAUACACGGCUCUAGUAUGUGGAUACUCUAAGCAGGGGAAGGUGGAGAAUGCCGCGAACUUGUUGGAGGAAAUGCUAGAAAAAGGAAUUAUACCUGAUGAACCUAUUGCGUUCUCAAGCUUUGUUCGGGCAAACAUGAAGUGCAAGCAUUUAGAGUUGAACCUGAUAAAAACACUAAUUUAGCCCCCUUGAUUGUCAUCAUUCUAUUGUUUCUCUCCCUUCAACUUCAAUGAUUAUGGUGCUGUUUGAAAAUUUCUAAUGUCUGAUUUAUUUUGACACCAAACUGUUCUAUUGUUCGUCUUCCCCUAGCAAUAGGCCAUGACAGUUGCUAUAAAGUGGAAGUAACAGGACUUGUGAGAUCUACCUUCCUGCUAUACUGUUUCUCAAGGAGCCAUGAGAGAACCUGCACAUUUACUGUACAUAGAAAGAACUUCAACAAGAAGGGGAGAAGGGGAGCUUCUAAAGUAGGAUCACUUUAGAAGUAUAAAUUCCGUGCAUACUGCCAAGCUAACCUGUUCUAGUUGGUGCCUUCUCAAGGUAUUGAGUUCAAUGUUAAGAAGAUGCAGGGAAUUAAGAAUGCUCUUGCAUCAUAACAUCGUACGUGAAAAAGGGGUUGACCCUUAAUAUAGACAAGUGAUGCUUAAGCUUUUAAUUUAGUGUGUCAUUCACUAAUAUAUAAGGAUUACUUUGGCCCCACAAUAUCUGAAAUUAGGGGCUGAGUGGCUUUAAUUGGUUGAGCAGACUUACUGGAGCGGGCGACUCACUUUAGCUACGUGUGGAAAACCUCUGUGAGGUCCUGCAGAGACACAAGGCAGAUUGAACUGGCAAAAUGUGGUUAUUUGUUAAGAAGCAAGAAAUUCUGCCUGAAUGUUCAGUUCGACGCCUUGUUUUUCACUGGCAAAAGCUACAGCGGGCAAUAAUGAGGAGGGUUUGACUUGGUAGGUUUUUUCUUCUCUUCUACUCAAGGUAGAUUUCUUAUGAGUAUUUGCACUAGGAUUCUUCCCCACCUCUUUUUAACUUUGCCAUUGGGUGGUCAAAUUUUAAACCUGUUUUAGUACUGGAGCUGUGCAUAAUGUAUUUAUACUCAUUUCUACAUCUUCUUUUGUUUUUACUUCAUAUACCAUGUACUGCAGAUGCUAGGAAUUGGGCCCAGCAGCCACCUAUAAUUGAAUUAGCUAAUUUUGAUGAAAGACUUUCUUGUUAUGUAUAUUUUAA